Molecule: messenger RNA, 1079 nt
Organism: Glycine soja
Lineage: Eukaryota; Viridiplantae; Streptophyta; Magnoliopsida; Fabales; Fabaceae
Exons: 1
Coding region: 79-690 (203 amino acids)
Cellular component (GO): plasma membrane
Source: RefSeq, a predicted model, not a curated record
UAUUAGAUUUGCUUCUACAAUCAAACAAAACACUAGUUAUCUCUUGUCCUAAUAGAAUUAGAGCACCCCUUCAGAAAAAUGGCUCAUCCUCCCUCACAAUCGAACUCUACAGCAGCCAAUAAGCCAAAACGUUCCAACCUUCUCCAUUACAUUGCCAUGUUUAUAGUAGCCUUGAUCAUCCUUGUAGGCAUAGCUGUGAUAAUAAUUUGGCUAGUUUUGAAGCCAAAAAGGUUGGAGUACAGUGUGGAGAAUGCUGCAAUCCACAACUUCAACUUAACGGAUGCAAAUCACCUCUAUGCCAACUUUGAUUUCACCAUAAGAUCCUACAAUCCCAACUCUAGAAUCUCCAUAUACUAUGACACUGUGGAGGUGUCAGUGCGUUAUGAGGACCAAACUCUAGCCACCAAUGCUGUUCAGCCAUUCUUCCAGUCACAUAAGAAUGUGACCAGGCUGCACGUGGCCCUCACGGCGCAAUCCGUGGCCCUGUAUGAGUCUGUGCCUAAGGACCUUAGGCUUGAGAGAUCCUCUGGGGAUAUUGAGUUGGAUGUGUGGGUGAGGGCAAGGAUAAGGUUCAAGGUUGGUGCGUGGAAGUCAAGGCAUCGUGUUUUGAGGAUUUUUUGUUCUCCUGUGUUGGUGCACUUUUCUAAAGGAAAGAGUUUCGAAAGGGCACCUUGUGAAGUAGAACUCUAAACAAGCAAAGCACGUCAAAUGGCCAAGGCUCACUCGCAUGCAUGUUCUCUCUACCCUUGUUAUUAUUUGUUCUUUUUUUGGUUUUAUAAUUUUUCUGAGUUUGCCAUUGUUAGUUGAUGCUAUGAUUCUUUUGUCAGCGUUGUUGUAAUUGUUCUCCUGGCUUGUUAAUUAGUUUUGGUUUUCCUAUGUUGAAAAAUAGUUGUGUCAUGUGUGGAUAUACGAAAGAAGGAAAAGUGGCUGUCAUUCAUCCAAUUGAUGCAAGAUUGUAACUUGGAAGCAUUGCCUGUAUCUUCCUUCAAAGUUAUACAGUUUUUAUUGGGUUACUGCAUAAUAACACUUUGACUUGGUCAGUGGUCAUAUCAUGAGACUUUUGACCAGAUUGGAUUUCA